AGUUUCUGUUUUCAACUGCAUUGUGUAUUCGCUUUGUGUCUCUCUCUAUUUUCCGAUCUUAGUUUUGUGUGUCUGAGAAUGACCGGAAAAAGUGAAGGUCCGGCGAUUGGAAUCGAUCUUGGAACCACGUACUCAUGCGUUGGGGUAUGGCAACACGACCGCGUUGAGAUCAUCGCGAAUGAUCAGGGUAACAGGACAACACCGUCUUAUGUUGCUUUUACUGAUAGCGAGCGUCUCAUUGGUGAUGCUGCUAAGAACCAGGUCGCCAUGAACCCGAUGAACACGGUCUUCGACGCCAAGCGACUAAUUGGUAGGAGAUUCAGUGAUGCAUCUGUGCAAGACGACAUGAAAUUAUGGCCAUUCAAAAUCACACCAGGGCCUGGAGAGAAACCAAUGAUCGGGGUCAAUUACAAAGGGGAAAACAAGCAAUUUGCAGCUGAAGAGAUCUCUUCCAUGGUGCUCAUCAAAAUGCACGAGAUUUCCGAAGCUUUCGUUGGUUCAUCUGUCAAAAACGCAGUAAUCACCGUUCCUGCUUACUUCAACGAUUCCCAACGCCAGGCCACCAAAGACGCCGGAGCUAUCGCUGGUUUAAACGUGAUGCGUAUCAUCAACGAACCCACUGCUGCAGCCAUCGCUUACGGAUUAGAUAAGAAAGCCAGUAGCGUCGGAGAAAAGAAUGUGCUCAUUUUCGACCUUGGUGGUGGAACUUUUGACGUCUCGCUCCUCACAAUCGAAGAGGGGAUUUUUCGAAGUAAAGUCCACCGCCGGCGACACACAUCUCGGCGGCGAGGAUUUUGA
Lactuca virosa is the source of this 798-nucleotide messenger RNA. Lineage: Eukaryota; Viridiplantae; Streptophyta; Magnoliopsida; Asterales; Asteraceae. The record is from the annotation of a GenBank genome assembly.